AUGUCUUCGGUCCAACCUGAUAUCUCCAAGAUCUUUGUCAACUACCUCCGCAACUCCCGCCAGUUCAGUUGCCCCAUCUGCCAAAAGGACGUCAAGCCACCAACCCUCGAUGGCUUCAAGAACCAUGUUCAGGACAGCGCGGCCAAGCAUCCCACCGAGGAGAAGGCCAUUCUGGAAGCGUUCCAGAAAAUGAAGCUUGGCUCUGCCAAGGCGCAAAGCCAGCCUACAUCUGCCACAGAUAAUGACCAAGCCAGACGGUCAAGGAAAAGGUCGGGAGGAACAGCCGCCCUUGACCUUCCAGACGACCCACAGAAUGCUGGUCGACUGCAGCCCAACAACAAUGAGGGCUCUGAUACUGAAUCUCGCAAUAAGAAGCUUUGCUCCCCGAGUAGUAGUCCCCCGCCCUCCGCAACACCCAACAGGCGUGGGCGUGGGAGGCAGCAGGUUGACAGCGCCAAAGAGUUCGACCGCGGAACAAAGGGCUCGAGCACUCGGCAGCUCUGGAGCCCUGUCACUGGUGACCUCCCGAGACCUGCUCAAGCCGCGCCUCCAGCAUCCGGUCAGCGGUCGGGUCAGCGGUCGGGUCAGCGGUCUAGGCAGCCGCCGCGCGCGAGAGUAGCCCAGCAUGAAAUGGAGCAGCCUGAUCCUGAGCCGGGCCCGUCCGCCCAGGCCGACGCAGAAGAUGUUUGGGAAGAGGACCCGUCUGUGACCCAGAUGAUUCGCCAGCCGGAGACCAGGCCCAUUUCCCAAGAGCAGCUCGUCGCCGAGGUCAAGGGCAUCUAUGCCGGGCUUGUGAUGGUUGAAAGCAAAUGUAUUGAAGUCGACAACGCCCAGUCAGCGAAUAAAGACUCGCCGCAGCAGCUCAACAACGAGCAGUGGCAGGCUCUCAUUGCUCUUCACCGCACACUGCUGCAUGAGCAUCACGAUUUUUUUCUGGCGAGUCAGCAUCCGUCUGCCAGUCCGGCGCUUCGACGGCUGGCAUCCAAGUAUGCCAUGCCUGCGCGCAUGUGGCGCCAUGGAAUCCACUCAUUUCUCGAGCUCCUCAGACAUAGAUUGCCUCUGUCUCUCGAACACAUGCUCACUUUCAUCUACAUCGCCUACAGCAUGAUGGCUCUUUUAUACGAGACUGUACCGGCCUUUGAAGAUACGUGGAUCGAGUGCCUUGGAGACCUGGGCAGAUAUCGCAUGGCUAUCGAGGAUGAUGAUAUUAGAGACCGCGAAACUUGGACGGCCGUUUCUCGAUACUGGUAUUCAAAGGCGUCGGACAAGCUUCCCACGACGGGCCGGCUUUAUCACCACUUGGCUAUUCUCGCUCGGCCCAACGCGCUCCAGCAGACAUAUUACUAUACUAAGUCGCUGUGCGUCCCGAUCCCGUUUCUCAGCGCCAGGGAGAGCGUCAUGACUUUAUUUGACCCAGUUUUAAGUUCGGGCCCCCCCAGGCUUGAACCGGUCGACCUUGCUUUCGUUCGCAUACUUGCAAUCUUCUUCUGUGGAAAAGAAAAGGAUCUCCUGGGGACUUCCUGCAGGCAGUUUUUGAGCCUUUUGGACGGACACAUUGCCCGCAUGACCAAGGGUUGGCUGGAAGCCGGGUAUUAUAUGGGCAUCUCCAUUACGUGCUCCCUCCUUGGCUUUGGCAGUGAUUCCAAUGUGUUAAAGAGCGCCAUUCUCCCUAAACGGUCCGACGAGAUGGACGUUGCUGGCGAGACCGCCUUGCCGGAAGCGGUUCCGACAGACACUUUUCAUCAAUCGCUCUCGCUGGCGGUGCAAACGCUCGAGAUAGUGAUUCAGCGGUGGGGGGAUAUGAAUAUAUUGCCCUUUAUUCACACACAAAUGGUAUUCAUCCAUCACUUAUCAAAAUUCCCCUCUGCGAUGAAGCACAUUGAACAAAAGUACCCCUGGAAGCUCAUUGCGACGAUGCUCAACUAUCUGAAACAAUCAUGCAAGACUGAGCCUCGCAUGGACAGCGAGGCGUUUCCCGGAGCAGAAAAUCUGGAUCAUUACAGGCCACUUCCGGAAGAUUACGCCAUGCGAGGGCUGAUUUACACAGAGGAAUACUUUCCACUCAAGUGGUUCGCGGGCGAGGCUGUUGAGGAGGACGAGAAGUACUUUGAACAAGCUUCGAUGGUGGACGUCAGAAAAGAGAGAAUUUUAUGGAUUGGACGACAAAUCGCUAAACAAGGCAAGUGGAUUUUAUGGGAGGCGGAAAGCGCGAAAUUUACCGUGCCCGCCGAGUAUAACGUUGAAUAUACUCCUAAAACGCCCGCCGAGGGCGCCCGGGAGAUUGUCAGUCUCGGUGCCGAUUCGCAGAACAUGAGUUCUCCGCGUCAAGCAUACUGA
Messenger RNA from Trichoderma citrinoviride, 2337 nucleotides. RefSeq lists its product as hypothetical. Gene Ontology annotation, biological process: nuclear-transcribed mRNA catabolic process, nonsense-mediated decay. Gene Ontology annotation, molecular function: telomeric repeat DNA binding; telomerase RNA binding; protein binding. The record is from RefSeq and is a predicted model, not a curated record. The transcript has 3 exons. The coding region runs from base 1 to 2337 and encodes 778 amino acids. Gene Ontology annotation, cellular component: telomerase holoenzyme complex. NCBI's taxonomy places the organism in Eukaryota, Fungi, Ascomycota, Sordariomycetes, Hypocreales, Hypocreaceae.